This is a messenger RNA of Prosopis cineraria, 2154 nucleotides long. RefSeq names its product amino-acid permease BAT1 homolog. NCBI's taxonomy places the organism in Eukaryota, Viridiplantae, Streptophyta, Magnoliopsida, Fabales, Fabaceae. The record is from RefSeq and is a predicted model, not a curated record. Gene Ontology annotation, biological process: transmembrane transport; gamma-aminobutyric acid transport. Gene Ontology annotation, cellular component: membrane. The transcript is spliced from 8 exons. Bases 184 to 1785 code for a protein of 533 amino acids. Gene Ontology annotation, molecular function: L-alanine transmembrane transporter activity; gamma-aminobutyric acid transmembrane transporter activity; L-lysine transmembrane transporter activity.
CUAUUGCCAACUGGACGAAGUCAUUCAAACCGAUCCCAACACCUAAUACCCCUUUUGAAUGCAAAAUAUUUCUCUCAUCUGCAGGCCAGACCCAUUGACUGUUGGUUAAAUCCAUUCUUUUCAUUCCUUUCUCAUACAAAUCCUUCAAAAUCCAACCACAACGGAAUCCCUAACUGCAAUCAAAUGGGGACCGAAAUUCCAAUUUCAGAAGACGACGGAGCUUCCUACUUCCCUCUCGCCGCCGCUUGCGGAGACGCCGAGGUCGAGGUGAACAAUCCCGAUGACCUGAGACUGAAGCAGCUCGGUUACAAGCAAGAGCUUAGCCGCAGCCUGUCGGCGGUGGCGAACUUCUCGAUGGCGUUUUCGAUCAUAUCGAUACUGACGGGGCUGACGACAUUGUACGGAACGGGGCUGAGGUUCGGAGGUCCGGUCACUAUGGUGUACGGAUGGUUGAUUGUCGGAGCGAUGACGAUGACGGUGGGGCUAUCAAUGGCUGAGAUUUGUUCUGCGUUUCCGACUUCCGGUGGCCUCUACUUCUGGAGUGCGAGGUUAUGUGGUCGCCGUUGGGGCCCUCUAGCUUCUUGGCUCACGGGCUGGUUCAAUAUUGUUGGUCAGUGGGCUGUGACAACAAGUGUAGAUUUUUCACUGGCAAAACUCAUUCAGGUUAUCAUUCUCCUCAGUACAGGAGGGAAAAAUGGCGGUGGAUAUGAAGCAUCUAAGUACAUAGUUAUCUGUUUCCAUGGGGGAAUUUUGCUCUUACAUGCUAUAAUAAACAGCCUUCCUAUCUCAUUAUUAUCGUUCUUUGGGCAGUUAGCUGCUAUCUGGAAUGUUUUAGGUGUCUUCUUGCUUAUGAUCCUCAUUCCAUCUGUUGCAACGGAAAGAGCUAGUGCCAAAUUUGUUUUCACUCAUUUCAAUACUGAUAAUGGAGAAGGAAUCAGGAGCGGAGUAUACAUAUUUCUCCUGGGACUUCUAAUGAGUCAGUACACUCUAACUGGAUAUGAUGCAUCUGCUCAUAUGACAGAGGAAACCAAGAAUGCUGAUAGAAAUGGACCAAAAGGAAUCAUCAGUGCUAUUGGGAUAUCUAUUAUUGUUGGAUGGGGUUAUAUACUUGGCAUUACCUUUGCUGUUACUGAUAUCCCUUACCUUUUGAGUGAAAAUAAUGAUGCUGGUGGGUAUGCCAUUGCUGAAAUAUUUUAUCUAGCGUUCAAGAGAAGGUAUGGCAGUGGAGUUGGGGGAAUUAUUUGCCUGGGAGUGGUUGCUGUUGCCAUAUUUUUCUGUGGCAUGAGUUCGGUUACCAGCAACUCAAGGAUGGCUUAUGCUUUCUCUAGAGAUGGAGCCAUGCCGUUUUCAUCAUUAUGGCACCAAGUAAAUAAGCAGGAGGUCCCCAUAAAUGCAGUUUGGCUAUCUGUAAUUAUAUCAUUUUGCAUGGCAUUACCGUCCCUUGGAAGCAUUGUGGCAUUUGAUGCUAUGGUUUCCAUAGCCACAAUCGGCCUCUAUAUUGCCUAUGCUCUUCCAAUCUUCUGUAGGGUGACCUUGGCGCGGAAGUCUUUCAUCCCGGGGCCAUUCAACUUGGGACGAUAUGGGAUCAUCGUUGGCUGGGUCGCGGUUCUUUGGGUGGUGACCAUCUCUGUCCUCUUCUCAUUGCCUGUUGCUUACCCAGUAACUAUUGAGAACCUCAACUACACACCAGUUGCUGUUGGAUGUUUGCUGGUUCUUGUAGUUUCUUACUGGAUACUCUCUGGUAGGCAUUGGUUCAAAGGUCCUAUAACCAAUAUAAACAAGUGAAGUUUUGUAGAUUUCAAGAGAUUUCUUUGGCAAUAUCAUCAUAUGUUCAGUCCGAUACCAUUGUUUUCCAUUCGACUUUUUCAUUCAAUGCUUCACAUCAGGGAUGUUUAGCAUUCUAAAGAGGCAAAGUAGGUAUAUAGAUGCAAUGCCUAGCAGUGUUUCAGAUUCAGAUCAGAAACUGGAGUUGUUUUGUUCAGAAAAUAUAUAGAACAAAUUGUUCAUGCUUAUCAUUCCAUGUGAAUAUGGUGGGGGGAAUUAAAGUGGUGACUGGUGACAUAAUGUCAUUAGUGGUAUUUAAUGAUCACACCGCAAUGCUGAUAUUGAGAAUGUAGGUGUUCAUGGGAUUUAAAUUUGAUUCUUUGGCUACAA